AACUAGAUAGAUGAUAUAAUUAAGCAUUUUGUUUUAUUUUAAGUAUUAUUUAAGAGCGAUCUUCGAAAUAUGAAGAAUAUUUUGUUUUAUGAAAAAUCCUGCACAACUAAGGCAGUAUUCUAUGCCUUUGGCCUAAUAUUUGAAUUCUAAUGGAACGAUUUAUUUUUUGUGUCUCGUUCUUUUCAUUAUUUUGACGAUUUACAAGUCCCUCGUUGGUUUAAUGUGCCCAAUGGCGUUGAACUAUCUUCGUCUGCAUCGUUCUUUGUACAAGGGGGACAACGAAUGUGACUUCCUGUGUUUCUAAGUGUACUGAAAGUUAGUCUACAGAGAGGUUCCUCUAUGGAUAACGAAUUUUCCGACAAACUGUCUUCUUCUACUGGCGAUGCACCAGGCAGGACUACCGCAGUAGGAAUAUCCAGUCCAGAAGACGUCCAGUCCACUGCAGCAUCAUCUACAAUACCUACUCAUUCACAGCUGCUUUCAGAUGAUCAAAACAGCAUUAUCCCACCAGUGCCACCAGUUAUUCCACCACCUAAAGCUGGUCGUCGUUCCCAACACCAAGAUGCAAGAAAUCUUGUACAACAGCCACGCCGCAGCUCAACCAGAUUUAUCAAACGAAAAAAAUUUGAUGAUGAAGUGGUUGAGAGCAGUUUGGUCAAGUCUGAACGAGGCCGCCUGAAAGCCAGUGCUGCAUCUUUACCUACUACCACUGUUCCUACACCACAUCUUUCUUCCAUCACCACCACACAGCCACUUCAGCUUCCUGUAGAGAAAAUUGAACCCAUCGAAGUAGCAGACCCUCUUCCUCCUGCACCUCCUCCAGAGAAGAAAAAAGUCAUCAGUCAAAAGGUUGCCCAGAAGACAACUAAACCUUCAUCUAAACGUGUCAAGAAGCAGAAAGCACCAGCCCCAGGAUCAACAAAAGACUUGGGUCGAUGGAAACCACAAGAUGAUGUUGCUCUUGUAACAGCUGUACAGCAGACCAAUGAUUUGAAUGCAGUCUAUACUGGCGUGAAAUUUUCUUGCCAUUUCACUCUGAAGGAGAUCCAGGAGCGGUGGUAUGCUCUCUUGUAUGACCCAACAAUAUCCAGACUGUCCAUGCAAGCAAUGAAACAGUUACAUCCAGAGAAUAUUGCUAUGAUACAGGGAAAAGCACUUUUCAGUCAGCAAGAAGAAAACCUUUUGGCGAACAUCCCAUCUACUAGUUCACCACAGCUGGAAGUGUUUCAAGAACUUUUGGGAGCACACCCAGAUAUUUUUCACCCACUGCGUACACCCAAAACACUGAUGACAUACUGGCAAUUGAUGAAGCAGUACCACCUCUUACCAGAUCAGUCAGUGCAACCCAUGCCACGUGGAGACAAUGUUCUUAACUAUUCAGAUGCUGAGGACAUGCUGAAAGAUGAAAGUUUGAAAGACCCAACUGACGAGGCAGUAGAACAUGACCUGACCCUGGCUGAUAGACGGAGCAAGCGGGAGAUUCGUCAUUUGGAACAAGAGCUACCAAAGUGGCAGGUGUUGGUAGAUUCAGUAACAGGUAUAAGCCCUCCAGACUUUGACAACCAAACACUUGCUGUUUUACGAGGUCGUCUAGUUAGAUAUCUCAUGCGGUCAAGAGAGAUCACUAUAGGUCGAGCAACCAGAGAACAGUCCAUUGAUGUAGAUCUUUCACUGGAAGGUCCAGCCUGGAAAGUCUCACGUCGUCAGGGUGUUAUCAAGCUGCGUAACAAUGGGGAUUUCUUUAUUGCAAAUGAGGGCAAAAGACCCAUCCACAUUGAUGGCAAACCAGUUUUGGCAGGAAACAAACAAAAAUUGUUCAAUAACUCUGUAGUAGAGAUCUCAUGUCUGCGGUUUAUUUUCCUCAUCAACCAGGACCUUAUUAACACAAUUCGUUCAGAUGCACAAAAGCAAGGUGCAGCUGGUACUACAGCUACUUGAAGAGGAAUAUGUGUGUGUGUGUGAGAUGAGUGAAUGUAACACAGGAAAGGGCGCUUUCAUUGUUGCAUGAGAAAAGUGAUGUUAAGAGCUUGACAUUGACCAUUGUCUGUCACUGUUUAUUAUGAUUCUGCAACAUACAGUAUUGUUAACAAGAUGAUAUUAAAAGAACAACACACAUUUGAGAAGCCAAAAAAUCCGUAGUCUAAAGAUGUAUUCAUGUUGAGAAAAUGUACAAAAGAUAAUUCAAAAUGUUAAGCUUACACAUUAUGCAAUAGCAGAAAUGCAUUCUCAUGAUUUUUUAAUGAUUGGAUUAGAGAGGCAAAAAAAAAAAAAGCACUCGGAUGACAAAGCAACGUAGCCCAUGCAUUAAAGCUUGUAAAUACAAAA
Molecule: messenger RNA, 2325 nt
Organism: Pomacea canaliculata
Lineage: Eukaryota; Metazoa; Mollusca; Gastropoda; Architaenioglossa; Ampullariidae
Product: microspherule protein 1-like
Exons: 13
Coding region: 340-1938 (532 amino acids)
Biological process (GO): positive regulation of transcription by RNA polymerase II
Cellular component (GO): Ino80 complex; NSL complex; MLL1 complex
Molecular function (GO): protein binding; G-quadruplex RNA binding
Source: RefSeq, a predicted model, not a curated record